UAUUUGAAAUUAUAUUGAUAUUGUAUAAGCUUUAAUGUUAAUUUUAUAAAUUUUAUUUGAGCUACUUUUUUUUAUGUAAAAUAUGUUAAGGGGCUCGCCUCGGGCCCCCGAAAUCUAUGGGCCGGCCCUGGGUAUGCGCCACGUGUUUCGAAAGGGUUGCGCAAGAAGUGGGGGAGUAGGAGAAGGGAGGGAGAAAGAAAUGGCAUCGUUACUCGAAUACCAUUCGUGGCAGUGGCCGCAAAUACCGAGUAUCAGCGAGUGCCGGUGUGUCGAGCAGCGGCGUAUACGUAUGGAGUAGUAAGGACGCUCAGUUUUGAAAAGGCUCGUUCGCGCAAUCAUGGACGAUCGCCGAAACAGCCGGGAGGUAGCCACCAUAUUGUUUCUGUGCCUACUGUGGUACGGAAUAUCGAGCAGCAGCAACGUGGUAGGGAAAAUGUUGCUCUCGGAGUUUCCCUAUCCGAUGACAGUAACGAUGGUCCAGUUAACCUCCAUCACCAUCUACUCCGGACCGUUUUUCAAUUUAUGGGGUGUACGAAAGUACGCCUCGAAUAUUCCAUGGGGAUAUUAUUUGAGGUUGAUCGUGCCACUCGCCCUGGGCAAAUUUUUGGCAAAUGUAUUCAGCCACGUCAGCAUUUGGAAAGUGCCUGUCUCCUAUGCUCAUACUGUGAAGGCUACAAUGCCCUUCUUUACGGUGCUGCUGUCAAGAAUCAUACUAAGGGAAAAGCAGACCUGGAAGGUGUACCUUAGCUUGGUUCCGAUCGUUGUAGGCGUGGCUGUAGCCACACUGACGGAGCUCAGUUUCAACAUGAUCGGUUUGCUGAGUGCCUUAGCAUCCACCAUGGCAUUCUCCUUGCAAAACAUUUAUUCCAAGAAGGUCCUACGCGACACUGGAAUACAUCACCUAAGGCUGUUACAUAUUCUGGGUCGUUUAGCAUUGAUUCUCUUUCUUCCUAUAUGGCUAAUGUACGACUUAAGACGAUUGAUAUACGACCCAACUACCCAUGGGUCAGCGUAUUUAAGUUCUAACAUAAUAGGAUUGUUAUUUCUGGACGGUGUAUUGAACUGGUUUCAAAAUAUCAUCGCCUUCUCGGUACUGUCCAUUGUUACACCUUUGACAUACGCGGUAGCAAGUGCUAGCAAGCGUAUAUUUGUAAUUGCAGUGACUUUGCUAGUGCUCGGUAAUCCUGUGACAUGGUUGAAUGUAUUCGGAAUGACACUGGCCAUCAUCGGUGUAUUGUACUACAACAAAGCCAAGUACGAUCAGAGAUUGGAGAAAGAGAGUGAAACAGCACUUCCAAAGUAUUACGAUAAGAAUCGUAACGGCGACAGUAGUAGUUCCUUCAUGAUAAAUGGAUGGACUGGAAAGAAGCAACAAUUGUAUGCAGUCUAGUCUGAAAUUGUUUUCCAUUUGACAAAUUCGUAUGAGUUCAUUUUCUUUGCCAGAAACACGACGUUCCAGUCGUGAGCGGUGUUAUCGGUUUUAUUUAUAUUUAAAGAAUAGACGAGGGGGGAGUAGCGCGGUAAUUAGAACACUCAUAUGAUGACAAAAGUAUUUAUACACUCUCACACACACACGCUCACACAUCUAUAUACUUUAUUGAUAAUUAAUUAUUCCUGCACAAAGAUGCGAUCCCCUUGGUACUUGAUUAUGGUAUUUUCAUUUUUUGAACUGAGAAUUUAUUUUAAAUUUACAAUCAGACGAAUAGACUUGCUGGCAAGAUAGGAUUGUACAAUUCGCAUGAUCGUUACCGUUUCAGGCUGGUCGCUGGGUCGAUCGCCGUUAAGAUCGAUAACAUUCCUGCGUCCAACGAAGCGAAUAGAUCAAAAUUCAGCUUACGAUCGUCGUGUGUAUGUAUUUAGAGACGUUCCGCAUACGAUAUCGAGCGGCAUUCACGCGUUAUCGAUUAUGUCUGAAAUAAUAACUUCUUUCCAAUCGUUAGCCCGCCGCUGUGGAAAAGAAUGUGUCACGUUGGAGUCGCGUGAAGCUCAGGUGUCACGGUUCUAUUUCACGAACUCCUUAGGUUGUUAUCAAAGGAACAUGAUAGUUUAAUCCUCCGUGAAGGUUUCAUUUUAAUAUUCUUUGGAUCUCUCACAGUGAUCAGCUGCGAACUCGAUGGAUCUCCAAAGAUAGCCCAUAAUAUUAUUAGGUGUACAAAUUAAUUCGGUGCCUUUUCUUUAUUUUAAUUAAAUAUAUAGUAAUUCCAAUUAUUGAAAUAAUCUUUAUUGUUGUUAUGUUGUCUUGACACUUUUCAAAUGUUCAUAUUAAAAAUAUUAGUUAAGAAGGCACCGAAUUAAUUUGUAUACUCCAUCAAUUACACCUUAUCGGUGUAAGAGUUAAUUUCGUUCAUGCAGGGUUAAACUUACGUCGUGUUAACAUUUUACAGGAGUGUGCUCGGUUGUGGUGUGUGUGGACUGUAUGUAGGAGAAGAUGUUUUAGCUAAAAGCAAUCUAUACAUUUAUUUUUAUAAAUAAAAUACAGGUGUGUACAAAAAUAUACCAGAUAUGUUCACCGGUCGACUCGACACCAA
Messenger RNA from Osmia lignaria (orchard mason bee), 2528 nucleotides. Lineage: Eukaryota; Metazoa; Arthropoda; Insecta; Hymenoptera; Megachilidae. The record is from RefSeq and is a predicted model, not a curated record.